CAAGAGCUGGAGGAGCCACUGACCAAUGACAAUCCAGUCGCGACACAGGAGGAGACGUCAGUGGAAUCCUGGAAGCAUCACACAGGGAGAGAUGCAAGCCCAUUCCUGGAGGCAGCUACAUGCUGUCAGUGGUGAGGCAAGAGUGGCCCAAAUGAAGACAUUCAGUGUUGCAGUUGCAGUGGCCGUCGUGCUCACCUUUAUUUGCCUUCAGGAGAGCUCUGCUGUCCCAGUCACUGAAGUGCAAGAGCUGGAGGAGCCAAUGAGCAAUGACAAUCCAGUUGCUGCACACGGAGAGAUGUCAGUGGAAUCCUGGAAGAUGCCGUAUAACAACAGACAGAAGCGCGGCUUUCAGUGUCGCUUUUGCUGCGGCUGCUGCACCCCCGGCGUCUGUGGAGUGUGCUGCAGAUUCUGAGGACUCUUGUAGCAGCCACUGCUACCACUUUCUGUUGUAUUUAUGGUUGUAAAACUCUAAGGAUGUUACUGGAUUUGGUCAUGCUGUAGUUCAUGCGUGCUCAGUAAUUUGACUGCAUCAUCCACACGUUAUGCUGAAUAUCUGCAGAUACAACAGUGUAUUAUCACAAUAAACUUUAAUGUUACCAAUAUAAAGUGAGUAAUAGUAUUGUUUUAAUACUCGCUAAUUAAUAAUAUGGAUUUAAUAUUCCUGUAGUGUUGUUGUCUGGUGCACAGGACGUGAUUACUUUCAUGUUUUCUGUAGUGUUGUUAAAAUAAAACCUGCCUUAAACUUA
Siniperca chuatsi (mandarin fish) is the source of this 746-nucleotide messenger RNA. RefSeq names its product hepcidin-like. Gene Ontology annotation, cellular component: extracellular region. NCBI's taxonomy places the organism in Eukaryota, Metazoa, Chordata, Actinopteri, Centrarchiformes, Sinipercidae. The coding region runs from base 26 to 412 and encodes 128 amino acids. The record is from RefSeq and is a predicted model, not a curated record. Gene Ontology annotation, biological process: intracellular iron ion homeostasis; defense response to bacterium. The transcript is spliced from 5 exons.